Messenger RNA from Antechinus flavipes (yellow-footed antechinus), 2867 nucleotides. It is a transcript of the gene KIF2C, whose product is annotated as kinesin family member 2C. Gene Ontology annotation, molecular function: microtubule motor activity; microtubule binding; ATP binding. Bases 121 to 2307 code for a protein of 728 amino acids. The transcript has 21 exons. The record is from RefSeq and is a predicted model, not a curated record. Lineage: Eukaryota; Metazoa; Chordata; Mammalia; Dasyuromorphia; Dasyuridae. Gene Ontology annotation, biological process: microtubule-based movement.
AGACUUGGACGCGACGGCGGCCAUCCCUGCUGCUAUCGUCUCAGCCGCUGCUACCUGGAAGCUUGCCCGACCCCGAACCCCCUUCGCUGCCCGACUUGUCUCUCGCCCAACGGGCUCGCCAUGGAUGCUACUCUGCUUGCCCGCCUGCUCCCCGGCCUUGCCAUCAAGAUCCAGAGAAGCAACGGCUUGAUUCAUAGCGCCAAUGUCAUGACAGUAAAUCUGGAGAGAUCCUCUGUCUCAGUGGAAUGGGCAGAAGGUGGCUCUACCAAAGGCAAAGAGAUUGACUUUGAAGACGUGGCGGCCAUCAACCCAGAGCUUUUGCAGUUGUCUCCUCUCCCUGUCCACUCCAAGGACAGCCUGCCUCUGCAGGAGAAUGUCACUGUCCAGAAACAAAAGCGCCGAUCAACCCUCUCCAAAAUCCCUGCUCCCAAAGAAGCUCUGCGUGGCCGUUCUACCAGGAUGUCUGCCAUCUCGGAGACUCAGAGGCUCAUGGCUCAGGAGAAUGACAUGGAAGUCGACCCCUCCACGGCCGCCAACACCAGGAGCCAGUUCACAAUUCCCACGGGUCUCCCUCGUGCCCCCCGCGUUGGCAUGAGCGAAAUCCCACUGGCAACUGUUAAUGAAGCUGCAGAAGAACAGACGUCUUCCAUCCGAGGCAAUUCUGCUGCCAACCCAGCAAAUUCAGUUCGAAGGAAGUCGUGCUUAGUGAAGGAAAUGGAAAAAAUGAAGACAAAAAGAGAAGAAAAAAGGGCCCAGAACUCAGAAAUGCGGAUCAAGCGGGCACAGGAAUACGACACCAGCCUGCCCAACUGGGAGUUUGCACGAAUGAUUAAGGAGUUCCGAGCUACUCUGGACUGUCAGAGACUUACUAUGACUGACCCUAUAGAGGAGCAUCGGAUAUGUGUCUGUGUUAGGAAACGCCCUCUUAAUAAGCAAGAAUUAGCCAAGAAGGAGUUUGAUGUGAUCUCGGUUCCCAGCAAAUGCCUCCUCCUAGUUCAUGAACCUAAGCUCAAAGUGGACCUGACCAAGUACCUGGAGAACCAGGCGUUCCGCUUCGAUUUUGCUUUCGAUGAAACGGCGUCCAAUGAGGUUGUCUACAGGUUCACAGCCAGGCCACUGGUACAGACGAUCUUCGAAGGAGGAAAGGCAACCUGCUUUGCGUAUGGCCAGACAGGCAGUGGCAAAACCCAUACGAUGGGCGGUGACUUCUCUGGGAAAAACCAGAAUGCAUCCAAGGGCAUCUACGCAUUUGCCUCACGAGAUGUCUUCUUGCUAAAGAAUCAGCCCCGAUACAAAAACCUCGGCCUGGAAGUCUACGUGACCUUCUUUGAGAUCUACAAUGGGAAGCUCUUUGACCUACUGAACAAGAAGGCCAAGCUUAGGGUGCUGGAAGAUGGCAAGCAACAGGUGCAGGUGGUAGGGCUGCAAGAGCACCUUGUGAACUCAGCAGAUGAUGUCAUCAGGAUGAUUGAGACAGGAAGCGCCUGCAGGACCUCAGGGCAGACGUUUGCCAACGCCAGCUCUUCCCGAUCCCAUGCCUGCUUCCAGAUCCUGCUCCGGGCCAAAGGGAAGCUGCACGGCAAGUUCUCCCUGGUGGAUCUGGCCGGGAACGAGAGAGGGGCCGACACGUCCAGUGCCGACCGGCAGACCCGCAUGGAAGGGGCCGAGAUCAAUAAGAGCCUGCUGGCCUUGAAGGAAUGCAUUCGGGCUUUGGGGCAGAAUAAGUCACACACACCGUUCCGGGAAAGCAAGCUGACCCAGGUGCUCCGGGACUCCUUCAUUGGGGAAAACUCCAGAACCUGCAUGAUUGCCAUGAUCUCCCCAGGGAUGAACUCCUGCGAAUAUACUCUGAACACCUUGAGAUAUGCAGACAGGGUCAAAGAGCUGAGCCCUCACAACAGUGGAAACGGGGAAUUGCAGACCCAGAUGGAGACGGAGGGGGAAGAUCUGGGGCCUAACUCAGACAGUGCCCAUCACGCCCACAGGCUGUCCACGGAUGAAGAGGAGCUCUCGUCCCAGAUGUCCAGCUUCCAGGAAGCCAUGACUCAGAUCGGGGAGCUCGAGGAGAAGGCCAUCGAGGAGCUCAAGGAGAUUGUUCAGAAGUGGACGAACUGGGUCGAGCUCCUUGAGACCACGGAGCAGCCGGACUACGACCUGGAGACCUUCGUGAACAAAGCUCAGCAUGCUGCCACUGAGGGCAUCAAGAACUUCAGCAGCCUCCAAGAUGUCCUGCGGGCCCUGCGCCUGGCCAUGCAGCUGGAAGAGCAGGCCAGCCAGCAGAUGAGCAGCCAUAAACGACCUCAGUAACAGGCCAAUAAAAUAUGUUUGAUGGUUAAGCUCUUCCUUCAGGGGUGUCUGGAUGCCCUCCUUGUUUGGGGAGCUGGGGCAGACUGCUGGGACGUCUGCCCACUGGCCCUGGGCCAGGGCAGCCUCUGGGGCCCGCUGGCCACCCUCUGCCCUGCUCGGGCAGGCCCCCUAGCUCCCAGCGUUCUUUAUCUAUGUCUGUUGUAUAGGUUUUGUAUUGUACAGUCUUAGUGAGCAUUCAGCCUGUGGGAUGGAUGGAGGACUGGCCUGCAGUUGUCCCAGAGCUGGGAGGAGAGGAGGAAGGACCAGCCUUCCCUUCAGUUGUGCUUCCAGGGCUCCGGCCCACCUUCCCGAGCAGACAGUGCUGGGCCCUGCUGUUGGCCUGCCCAGUGUCGGCUUGGGGUGGAGGGAAUGGGGGGAUUUUAAAAAAAAUGCUGAACCCCUUUUUCCUCAUUCCCUCUGGUAACCCUCUUGGGUUUCGAUGAGGUGAAGGGGACCUGAGACCCGUCUGUUGUCUGUUGUCUGUAUUUAAACAUUGCGUCCAAUAAAGGAAGAGAAUGGAA